UCUCCCUCUCUCUCUCGCUCAUGGCUUCCAGACUCUCACUCAUUUCCAUUCCCAAUCUUCCAACGCCAGCUAGAACAUUCCCAAAACACCCUCAACAAAUACCUCUUUUUUCUCUUCCACCUCAUAGUUUUCAUGUAAAUCCCUCCUGCAAUUCGAGGACCAUUUCGAGCUCUAAUGGAGGAUCAUCGCCAGCACUUCAUGCUGUCCGAGAGGAAGUGAUCCCAUCCACCAGUUCAGAUUCCAUCAGUGAUUCCAAAACUGCCCCUUCCUCCUCUUCCAAGGUCGUUCUCGUCAUUGGAGGCACCGGCGGUGUCGGUCAGCUGGUAGUGGCUUCGUUGCUCAACCGGAAUAUUAAGGCACGCCUAUUAUUGCGUGACCCUGAGAAAGCAACUACGUUGUUUGGUGAACAAGAUGAAGAGAAAUUGCAGGUCUUCAAAGGAGACACUCGGAAUGCAGACGAUCUAGAUCCAUCUAUUUUUGAGGGAGUCACACAUGUGAUUUGCUGCACAGGAACUACGGCUUUUCCUUCGAAGCGGUGGGAAGGGGAUAAUACACCAGAAAGAGUUGAUUGGGAGGGCGUGAGAAAUCUUGUAUCUGUACUGCCUUCUUCGCUGCAGAGAGUUGUUCUUGUAUCAUCAGUAGGUGUAACCAAGUUCAAUGAACUGCCUUGGAGCAUUAUGAACCUUUUUGGUGUUCUCAAAUAUAAGAAAAUGGGGGAGGAUAUUCUUCGUAAUUCUGGUCUAUCAUUUACAAUAAUCAGACCUGGUAGAUUGACAGAUGGACCUUACACAUCAUAUGAUCUUAAUACAUUGCUGAAAGCUACAGCUGGCCAACGCCGUGCAGUCCUAAUAGGUCAAGGAGAUAAACUAGUUGGAGAGGUUAGCAGACUCGUUGUUGCUGAAGCUUGCAUACAGGCAUUGGACAUAGAAUGUACUGAAGGAAAAACUUUUGAAGUUAACUCAGUUGAGGGAGAAGGUCCAGGAAGCGAUCAGCAAAAGUGGAGGGAAUUAUUCAAAGCUGCCCAAGCUCAAUAACUGUACUCUGCUUCUAAUUCAUGCAUGUAUACUAUGAAUUGCUUGAAAACAAGAAAUAUAAGCAAUGAUCUGUCUGUCUAUAUAUUGUAAAUAAUCACUAUGUAAUAUUUCAAUUUAGAUCUGUAAAUUUUGUCUAAUGUCCUUCACUUUUUUUUUUACAGUUAUGAAUGCUCAUUUCAACCUGUAAAA
Molecule: messenger RNA, 1223 nt
Organism: Prunus mume (Japanese apricot)
Lineage: Eukaryota; Viridiplantae; Streptophyta; Magnoliopsida; Rosales; Rosaceae
Product: NAD(P)-binding Rossmann-fold superfamily protein
Source: RefSeq, a predicted model, not a curated record